Bemisia tabaci is the source of this 5736-nucleotide messenger RNA. Its product is annotated as ubiquitin carboxyl-terminal hydrolase 48. Gene Ontology annotation, cellular component: nucleus; cytosol. Gene Ontology annotation, biological process: protein deubiquitination. The record is from RefSeq and is a predicted model, not a curated record. NCBI's taxonomy places the organism in Eukaryota, Metazoa, Arthropoda, Insecta, Hemiptera, Aleyrodidae. Gene Ontology annotation, molecular function: protein binding; cysteine-type deubiquitinase activity; cysteine-type endopeptidase activity.
AAAUGUGCACUUUUGCACUUGCAUUUUGAAUUCGGAGUUCUAGCAUCAGUUACGCGUUUUCGGAUUCAUUCAAUUUCGGGGCGGUUUUUAAUUUCUAUCAUCGGGUACAAGGAAUGUGUUAUUCAUGCUGAAAUGUGAUGGCUCCUCCGAAGAAAGAUGUGCGGAAAAAUGCCUGGGCCUGGGCAGAAAAUGCGCCCGCGGACUACGAAAUAUCAACGAAUGAUGUUUGUAAAGUCUAUCGAAUGGACAUCCCCAAAUGCAUAUUUGGAAGCUGCAAGAGAAACUGUAAAAACAACCCUUUUUGUUUAACUGCAAUUGGUGAGUCUCGAUGGUUGAGCGAUGUGCCUGAAACAGUUACUGACAUUGAGGAUCCAGCGGAAGAGAAAAGGCAGGAACGAAAUUUUGUUGGUCUGAAGAACUUAGGUGCAACGUGUUAUGUGAACAGUCUCCUCCAAUUGUGGUUUCACAACAGUGCAUUCAGAGAGGCAAUAUUUUCGUGGGAUCCCACCCAGGACCCCAAGGAAAAAGAAAAUCCUACUCUUGUCAUUCAAGAUGAUGAAAUACUUUUCACACCUCAGACUGUUGUCGGCCAUCUGCAAGUCUUGUUUGCCAUGUUGGCAUUGAGUGAAAAGCGUGUUGUGGACCCAACAGACUUGGUAGUCUCUUUGGGUCUCGAUACAUCUGAACAACAAGAUGCUCAGGAAUUCUCAAAACUGUUUCUGUCAUUACUGGAAGAUAAAUACAGGGACCAAAUCAACCCAUCCAUGACCAACUUUAUUCAACAGAAUUUCUGUGGAGAGUACGCUUAUGUUACCCGGUGUUCAAAAUGUCUAACAGAAUCCACACGGUCUUCUCAGUUUUAUGAGCUUGAUUUGAAUAUUCUUGGUAUGAAAACACUACGGGAGAGUUUAGCAGACUUCUUAAAAGAAGAAAAACUCGAAGGAGACAAUAUGUACUUCUGUAACGCCUGCAACAAGAAACAAAGUGCCGAAAGAUUUAUCAAAUUGAAGCACCUUCCACCGACUUUGUGUUUUCAACUCAUGAGAUUUGUCUUUGAUCGGCAAAAAGGCAAGAAGAAAAAGUUAACUUCUCAUCUCCAGUUCCCAGAAACAAUUGAUAUGACUGAAUACAUUGAAAAUUCUUCUGGACCCUAUGUUUACAACCUUAGUGCAGUUCUAAUUCAUAAAGGACCAGGUGCUCAUUCAGGACAUUACAUUGCCCACAUCCUUACUUCACAAGGUUGGUACAAAUUCAAUGAUGAAAACAUUGAAAACAUGGAUGGGAAGAAACUGAAAUUUGGAGAAGACGACAUGGAUGAUUUCUUGAAGAAAACAAAAGCACCUCGUGUACCAAAGGGCUCCCUGGCAUCCAGUAAUGCAUAUAUGCUUGUUUAUACCCUGCAAAAAAAUGAGGAUAACGAUCCUGAUCGAUUGGAAAAUCCAGCAAUUCUGUCUAGUAAAGUCCGAGAAAAGUUAAAUCCCAGAGUCCUACAAGUUGUUGAAGAAAAGAACAGUCACUUUAAAAAAUGGAUGGAAGAAAUCCAAAAAUGUAGAGAUUUAAAACUAGACAAGUCUUUGCAAAUGAAAGAAGAAGUAGCCUCAAUUCUUCGAAUCUUACCUGUUCAAGAGGAAAAUACUUUUGAUUUAGUUCCAGUCUCAUGGUUAAACCAGUGGCUGUCGAAGGACGGCUCAAAACCUGUCGAUCCUAUCAAUAAUUUACCUCUUUUAUGCUCACAUAAUAAAAUUAAUCCUUACUGUGUUCAUGAUGCCAAGUAUAUUAAUUCUGCUGCGGCUGAUAAAUUAUAUGAACAGUUCAAUGGCGGACCCCGAUUAAAGCUUCUCCCUGAUGCUUGUAAACUUUGCAUACGCAAUGAAUUCACGUUGAUUAAGCUACGGGCAAAAACAGCGGAAGAACAAAAAACUAUUUCGCUCCUCACAAAAUACAAAAUGGAUGAGAACAUGCCAGGAUUUUGGGUCAGCCGAAAAUCAUUGAAAUCGUGGCGAAGGAUAGUUCUAGAACGAGCAGAAAAGAAAUUAAAUAUCAACAUCAAGAAUAAUAAUAAGGAAGACCAAGAAGAGCCCUGCUGCAGUAGUUCGAGUGACAAAGAUUUAAAUGGAAAAGCCGAACCCACUAGCUCUAAACUCGUAAACUCUGAAACAGUACAUAACUUAGAAAGAGAAGAAUCAUCAAGCAAGCUCUUGAAUUCGGAUAAUACUCCCAUAAUUAAGAUUAAUUCAUCCGGGAAUGAAACACAUGCUGCUGAAGUACCUACCUCUUCUAAAAGCUCAGUUGAAAAGACAAGAAGUUUAAGGCCAAGGAGCAAAGAGGAAGAAGUUUCAUCAUCCAUAGAGCUCUCAUCAGAUCAAGUAAAAACAGAGCAUGACAUAUUAGUGACACUCUCACCUCGAUGCCCCCCAAUACCUGUGUCUCCUAGGACACAUAAGAAAAUCAUGAAGGUUAGAGAGUGUAAUCAAUUGCUAAAUUUAUUCCAUGAAAAUGUUCAAAGUGUGAAGGAAACACUCAUGGAAGAUGUAAAAGAUGAAAUGAAAGUAAUUGAAUCGCAGAUUGAUGAAAGCACCAAAACCAUAGCAUCUGGAGUCACUCAGAUGAAGCGAGUGUGUACCGUUCUCUUAGACGAUAUCUUAAAGAAACGCCAGAAUCAAUUCGUACGACGACAGCUACCUUUUAAAUCAGAACCUAGCUCAAGCAAUCACGAGAUUACUCCAACAAACUCAGCGAUGGACGUUGUUGCGGACAGUAGUAAUCAUGCCAUUUCAUUAAAGUCUAAAGAAAGGAAGAAUUAUCUAGCUGCUUCUUCCUCCUCGAACUGUAAUGAUUACUCUGAUAGUGAAGGAGACAUGAGUCCCAUUGUUGGUCGAGACGCUUAUGUAAAAAGGUCAAAUGAAGGGGAGUUACUUAGUGAAGGCGAUGCAAGUCCUAUUGUUGGUCGAGAAGCAUCUAUAAAAAGGUCAAAUGAAGGAGAGUUACUCAAUGGCUGUGCUAAAAGAAUGCGAUCAGAUUCAAGUAUCAAAACUGAUAAUGAUGCUGAGUUAUUUGAAGAGUUUGAAGAUCUGAAUGACGAUAUUGUCUGUGAACAUGGUAAUUUGUGUUUCCAAGAAAAUCUAAGACGUUUAGUGCCUUGUGAUGUUUGGAAUAUCAUGUCAUCCUAUUUUCCAUUAGCAAAAGCUUUUCCUAAAGAGGUGGAGCCCUGCUUCAAAUGUGAGGGUUUAGCAAAUGAAGAUAAUUUUGCCAAAGAUAGACUGAAACAAGAAGCUCUGAAGCAAAAAGAGUGUCUGGGAGAACUCCUUUUGCGCAGCAACAAUGAAACUAGUAAAUUAAAUCUAAGCCUCGAUGCUAGUCGUGUGUACCUGAUCUCUUCUGAUUUCAUUUCAGAUUGGAGGAAGUUUAUCAGAGGGUCCGGCAGACACGAGCCGCCCAGGUCAAUCGACAAUCGCCAUCUCAUAUGUGACUGCGAACAACUUCUCUACAACCCUGAGGACGAGGUCGAAAGGUCAAUGUUCGUAGCUGUAACGGAAGAUGAGUGGAACAUCCUCCAAGAAUUAUAUAAGGUCCACGGUGUAAUCACAGUCUCCAGGAAUUCUGAAACAGGAGACCUUAAAAUAGAACCUGAUAUCUGUCAAACGUGUUACGUUGCAAGGCUGGAGAAAGAACACAAAGAACAACUAACUUACAGAAACGCUAAAAUUUUCAUCCGCUUCGUUCAAGACAACAGCGAUCCGGGCUCCGAUGAUUCGAGCUCGGUGCCGAAGAAAGCGAAGGUGAACAACGACUCGGGUCUGUACGUGCCUCCGGGUGCGGGGGCGACGAACGGGUGCAGCUCGUCGGCGGAGACGCUGGAGGUGCGCCGGAGCAGCCGACCCCGUCGCGGCAGGGGCGAGAAGGAAAUCGUCGUCUCCUCCGACGACACUGUCAGGGACGUUAAACUUAAGAUAAUGCAGAUGAUCAGCGUUAUGCCUUUCGACCAGCAGCUUUCCAAAUUGAAUGGUGAGCGGCUGGAUGACCAUUCGGCAACUCUAUCGUCCGUAGGAAUUUUCCCUGCAACCACGCUCCUCGUCAAGUUCAAUGAAAGUGCAGGAGGCGAUGCAAGCACGAUGGAGUUCGUUUCUUCCGCUAAAGUAGAAGCUGGAUUCAAAGGCACCGAGCUGAUGAAAAGUUUUUAACGGGCGUCCGAAGUUUCCUCGUGAGCUUAGUUUAAUUUUCAACCGUCUUUCGUAAUUUUACGCACCUCUCGAACGGGGCAAAUUCCACACGCGCCAGCUUCCAAUUUCCUGGACCGUAACUCAAUUUUUUAAAUUUGAUUUUUGCCUUAAUUUUUUAUAACGUUGUUAUUAUUAAUACGCACUAUUUUCGAUUACUUAGAAAUUAAUUUAUUCAUACGGUAGUGUAAUUGCUCGUUUUGUACAUUUCUCGCAAACAACAAAGCAGAUCUCCUUUACCCAAGGAUUUGUAGUUUAUAUUUUACUAUGUAGUAUAUAGCACGGGCCACCGAAUGAAGCUAUUUGCCGUGUUGCCAGGUGAGAUCUUGGGUAAAAUGUAAUUUUUUUAUACCUCCAGUCUAGAGAGGACUGUCGAAAUAUUAUUUUUUGUUCUUUUUAUUUCUUCUGAUUUAUUCCAGACUUUUAAGUCCGAUAGUUCCUCUUUGAAUGGCAAAAUUUGGCGAAACCCGUCUUGCAUGCAUGAUUCGUCGUUCCCUAAGCGAAAGAACUUUUUUUUUUACUUUGACGAAUUUUAGCCGGAAUCAGCACAACUCAAUUUUAAGUCGCCAAAUUUUGUGUAAUGUUUAAGUUUUUCGACAGAGAACACAAUCCAUACUUAUUGCCUUUACUGCCUUUGCCUACUAUUUUCCGUACUUAUUGCCUUACCUCUUACUAUGAGCAAUAUUCUAACAAAUCGAGUUUCAGUGUUACUUGGUCCUCUUUUAAAAGAAUAGAACUUUAGAACAGAGUAGGCAACGUCUGAUCUAGAAAGGCUGAUUCCGGUUCAAUUCGUUGUUAUAGACGUUGCACGUUGCAAAAUUUCCAGUGGCAAACUGUAUUUUUACCAAUUAACUGUUUGGCAUUUUUCGCUGAAAUUUCAACUAAUAUACCCCUCGAAAACACGCAAGACAUACAACGCACAGUCAUUUUCUUGCAGACAAAUUAAUUUUUUGAGUCAAUUUUGCCCCAUGAAAUGGCGUUACAUUCCUUCAUCUAGGAAGCGACGAAUUCUGCACUUUAUGAUUCGAGCACGCAGGUGUAGUUUUAGAAAUCGUAAACAUUUGAUUGAAAUAUUUCUGCAGGGUCGUCGUAUUUACAGCCAGAAAAAUGGAAAAGUAAACACUGAAACUAACUUUCGCUCGAAAGUUUGAUCUAGUUCCAAGUCCGAAUUCUCCAUUAACAUUGAUUUUUAUCAUUAUUUUCCUUUUUUUUUUCUUGGAAUAUAAUUUCUAAGCUCUCAGAAGCUACUGUACUAAGGUGCAGAGUGUAGGCCACUCAAAGUUAAUCAGGUAGAAACAAAAUGGUGUUGUAAGCGGUCAAAAAAUGUCGUUUCCUACAUGGUGAUUCAAUAUAACAAGGAUUCAAUGGUGUUUUAAUGAAGGUCUAUAAUUCUUCACCGUCAAUUUUGAUUGUAAAUUGCUAUUUUAAGUCGCUCCAUCUGUCAAUUUCCGUUCCGUUAUGUAAACAUCACUCUGUAAAUGUACAUUGUCAGUUCGAAUAAUUAAUUGAAUGCCAUGCA